AUGGCAAGCGAGUGGGUACCGGGACUAUGGAACGACCCUUAUUUAAAGGUCAUAAUGAUUCCGGGAAAAAAUCUGACCUGUCACAUUAACGAAGCUCCAAAGAUCCCGCCACUUAUAAUCUUCAAUGAAUAUUGCCUACAUUCGCCUCCUCGUUCGCAACGCCUUCCCACUACCCUCGACAUGAGCGCAGCUGCCCCACUGAUCAAAGCAGAAUCAUUAAAUUCUCCAUUAAAGCUUCAACCAAACUGCACAUCUUCAGAGGAUCUCAUCUCGGGAGGCAGGCAAAAUGGCGAAUCAACUUUCUCUGGCUUCGUUGAAGCGUUGAGAGUGUCACUAGGCCUGUUAAUGGCUGGUCCACAUCAAAGUAUUCCGCAACGUGUUUGGCUCUACUCGAACUCUCCACCGGCCUGCCCAUGGGUUCAUCUAGUCGCAGUAAUCGGUCCCCCUGACCGUUGGUAA
Messenger RNA from Protopolystoma xenopodis, 459 nucleotides. NCBI's taxonomy places the organism in Eukaryota, Metazoa, Platyhelminthes, Monogenea, Polystomatidea, Polystomatidae. The record is from the annotation of a GenBank genome assembly.